Molecule: messenger RNA, 467 nt
Organism: Rubroshorea leprosula
Lineage: Eukaryota; Viridiplantae; Streptophyta; Magnoliopsida; Malvales; Dipterocarpaceae
Source: the annotation of a GenBank genome assembly
GUACAUGUUUCAAUACACUGCAAUUCAAGGACUACAUUUAAUAACAAGCAAUCAAUAUUUGACAACUUAUAAGAUUAAUACGAAUGCUUCCUUUUCAACUAAAUCUGGCUAUGCUGGUAUUUCAUUUGUUUGUAGAGAGUGAAGAGAAGUGGUUGACGGAGUUUGUUUUUAGCAACAUGUGACUUCUACCAUUAUCAUAGAGGGACUCACCAUGAGAUUGGCUGUUGGACAGUGGAAGAUAUUCGGUGAUUGGAGGCUGGUUAUCAUCCUUCGUAAAAUGGGCAAGGCAACACUUGCUGAUAGAUGUCCUUUCAAUUGGGUUUAUAGUCUGCCUAAUGUGCAGUGAAUAUUUUAUGUAAAGACAUGUUGUUGUGGAUUCUUAACGUUUAAUGAUGUGAUUUAUUUGAAGUUCUAAAAAAAAAAAAAAAUCAAUAUUUGACAAAUCAAAAUAUAAGAUAUGGUUAUGA